Messenger RNA from Trichosurus vulpecula (common brushtail), 6146 nucleotides. It is a transcript of the gene TAF1B, whose product is annotated as TATA-box binding protein associated factor, RNA polymerase I subunit B. Gene Ontology annotation, biological process: nucleolar large rRNA transcription by RNA polymerase I; RNA polymerase I preinitiation complex assembly. The transcript is spliced from 15 exons. Gene Ontology annotation, cellular component: RNA polymerase I core factor complex; RNA polymerase transcription factor SL1 complex. The record is from RefSeq and is a predicted model, not a curated record. Lineage: Eukaryota; Metazoa; Chordata; Mammalia; Diprotodontia; Phalangeridae. Gene Ontology annotation, molecular function: RNA polymerase I core promoter sequence-specific DNA binding. Bases 74 to 1837 code for a protein of 587 amino acids.
CCUCUAAGGACUUCCGGGAAUCUCAGCUGCGGAAACUUGGAAUCUCUGAGUAACGGGAGACAUCGGUUCCGCUAUGGAAUUUGAGGAGGCGAGAGACUUUAAUCAACGCUGUACACAAUGUGCUGCUGUUUCCUGGGGAAUUACUGAUGAAGGAACUUAUUAUUGCACAUCUUGCCUCAAUGUUACAGAGAGGUGUAAGGAGGUUGCAAAUGUGGAGUUUACACCUAACACAAAGAUCCAAGCCAUCAACAGAGGACUUAAAAAAAAAAGGAAACUUGAGAAAGGCUGGGAGUGGUAUGUCUGUGAAGGUUUUCAGUAUAUACUUUGUCAGCAAGCUGAGGCUCUGCUAUCCCUAGGACUGUGCCCCAAAUUAAAGGAUGAAGUAUUACAUAAUUUUUGGAAACGUUACCUUCAGAAGAGCAAGCAGGCAUAUUGCAAGAAGCCAAUAUAUUCCAAUGAUAAUAAAUCUGCAGCAUCUGAUAGCUAUCUGAGUCCUUUAGACUUGGAUAGUGAGCCUGAGCUGCGUAGUAUCCGUAGCUGCCCUUCCUCAGAAGGUGAAGCAGAAUCUCAGUCUGAUGUCCCUGGUAGACUGAUUCUUCCCAACAUCAAAACUACACAGUGUGAAACGACCACUAUAUGUUCUGGAUCAAUUGAUGGAGUUGAAUACUCAAGGCAGAAGGAAAAAGGGAUUUUGAAGAUGACUGUUCCAAUGACACUUGCGUUCUGCUAUAUGUCAUUACUUUGGCAGAGGGAACCAAUUACCCUUUCAGAUCUCUUGAGAUUUGUAGAAGAUGGUCAUAUUCCCUACAUAAACACCUACCAGAAUUUUCCAGAGGAGAUGAAGUUAUAUGGACAAGAUGUAAAAUUAUUUUCCAUUGAGUCUUGGCCUGUCUAUGAAGAUAUAUUUGAAAAAAUGAUUGAACUUGCAAAAUUUUUGGACUUACCUCGUUUUCCACAUAUAACUGAGAAUUGUUUUCUCCAUCCAAAUAUGUUGUGUAUGAAGUACCUGAUGGAAGCCAAUUUACCUGAUGAAAUGCAUAGCCUCACUUGUCAAGUUAUCAGAAUCACUGGUAUAGGAGAAGUGGAUUUCCUGACAUUUGAUCCAAUAACUCACAAGACAAAGACAGUAAAAUAUGAUGUUCUGGCUGUAGCUGUCAUUGUUGUGGUGCUGAAACUACUCUUUUUAUUGAAUGACAAUAUAGAAUGGUCCCUUUCUAAACUUGCUCAAGAAAAAAACGAAAACAAUCAUGAAGGUAAACCAUGUUUUGACUUCAGAAAGUGGUAUCAGAUUAUGAAGAAAAUAAUUGAUGAGAAACAGAAAAAACGAGAGGAAUUCAGAGCAAAGUACCUGUGGAAAAGUGAAAAGCCACUAUAUUAUUCAGCAGUGGACAGAUCAGUAGCUUACAAAAGACGACGAAUGGUAGUGGACCUGCAGAAACAGUUUAGCACACUGGUUGAUUCAGCACCAAAUCCUGAAAAGAAAAAACCAUCAAGUUUCCAGUUGAACUGGGCAGAAGACCAGAAUACAACUUGCUUCCAUGGACACAGCCUUCAGAACAUCCUACAAAAGAAAGGCAAAUCCUUAGUAACCCUGAACUCACAGUAUUGGCUUAGCACUCAGAAGUUCUGUAAGAGUUACUGUAAACAUGUGACUACCUACGAAGAAUCAAAUUUUUCUGUGAGCUACCAGUUUGUACUAAAUUUUUUCUCCUUCCUACUGAGGAUAAAGGCUUCACUUCUUCAUGAAGAGGUAAGCUUACUUGAAAAGAGACUUUUUUACAAAAAAUAUGAAAAUAAAAGUAAAGCCUCCAAAUCCAAAAAAGCAGGAAGAUCUUAAAAAGAUAAAAGUGAAAAUGGUUUUGAGAAACUUGCUUCUACGUAUCUUCGCGGUGUUUUUGGCACAAAAAUUGUACUUCAUUACUUCAAAAGAUUUGUUGUUUCAGCGUGGCGCACUCCAUCCAUCACUACAGACAACAAAUUGUACAUAUGUUAAAUGUUUUCAUGAGUUGUUGUAAGUCAGAAGUAAAUCCUGAUACCCAGCAUUCCUGUGAAUGCGCUUCAAACUUAUUUAGGAUGAUCCUUAAGCCUGCUGCCAGGCCCAUCCUUGAAGUCUUGUCAACUUGAUAUUACCUGCAAGAGCUGGUAUUCUGCCAUCUGAGAGAAUUCAGAGUCACCUCUACACCACAAAGAAGCAUCAGAAAGGACUUAAUGGGAAAAUAUUGUUGUAAAGCCUUAAUGUUUAAAAUUUAAAUUAUUGAGCAGUAGCAAAAUAUUAGUGAGAUUAUGUUUGAAGCAAACAUUAAGACUGUCUUACCUUUGUGUUUCCCUUAAUGCUUAGCUUGCAGCCUUAAUAAAUGUUUGUUGAAUCAAAUUAAAACAACAGAUGGGGGAAAUUAUUGGUUAGAGUAACUUAUAACUUAAUCACAUGUUGAAUUAAAAUAAGAAAGAUUUUUAAAAGACCAUUUAUGUAUGCAUGUAUGUAUAUAUGUAUACAUUUACACAUGUGUUACAUUAAUAUAUUUGUAUGCACUCACACUCAUAUACAUAGCUCUAGUGUAGUUGAUAGAGGGCUGUCUUUGAAGUCAGAAAAACCUGAGUUAAAGUCCCAUUUUUGACACAACCUAGCUAUGUGAAAUCAGUUAACUUCUUUGUACUUCUGGAACUAAGACUGAGUUGCAGAAUAAAUCAUGAUCUGCAUUGGUGAAUUUCCUCACUGAGAAUCCCUAUGCCAAUGAAAUCAUAGGUCAUCUUUAAAAUAAUAUUAAUUGUUUGCCUUCCCUUCUCUUAGUCUGUGAGGUCCUUGAGAGCAGGGACCAUGUUUUUACCAUUUUUUGAAUCACCAGGGCUUUGCUCAGUGCCUGACACAUAGGAACUACUUUAUAUACCCUUGCUGACUUAACGGAUUGACAGUGGUCUUAGAGCUAUGUAUUGGAAUAAGAGUUGUACUGUAUUAAAAACCAUGUCUAAUUUGAACUGUUUAUAAAUGUUCUUUCAGGAAAUGAGUGCCAUAAAAGUUAUAUAAAUAUUAUAUCUAAAAAUUUGUAUUCAUUUUAAAGCAGAAUUAAAAUUGUUUGUUAAAGAAUUAAAAUGGAAAACUUUCAUUUUAAUUUAGGUAUUAUGAAAUAGUAUGAAGUAUUAUAUGAAGUAUAGGGAGGCAUACAACUGACUUGUACAGUCUUUUCAUUUAUGGAGCUCUAGUCCAAAGUUGGUCUCUUAAGAAUGUGAGGAAAAAUCCAAACAUUUACUGCAAUAAUUUCAUUUCCAGUAUCCUUUAACAUAGGGACUGUAUGAUGAGGUCAGGCCUAAACCAAAGCCCAUCUUCCAGCUUUGUAAUAAUGACAAUAAAAGUUUUUAUUUGGAAAAUGCAUUAAAAAAAAGAAUGUGAGAAAAAUAUGUUGUAUUUUGAGUCAGUCUUGAUAGCCACAGUUCUUUGACUAUGAUUUGGAAAAAGAAUGUAAUUGGAAGAGAAGAGAAUAAAGAAAAACUCUGGAGAUGUUUCUAGAAUCCAGUUAAAGUCAUAUCAAUCUGUUUAUAAGCUUGGUAAAGGAAUAUCAGGAAUACAGUAUUAACUUCAAUAGUUAACACUUUUCACAUCUGUAAAAGGUAUUGCUUGAUUUUUAGCAGUAACCAGUGAUUUUUCUUAAAUGUAAAAGAGGUGUCAAAAUACUGUCCUAUUUCCCAGAGCUUUCCUGCAAAUCCUUUCUCAACUUUCAGUUGAAAGGUAUCAUAAAUUGGACUGAAAAGCCUUACAGCUCUCUUUUAGCUCUAAGAUUCUUUGGUUCUGGGAGAGCUAACCCUUGGAAUGAGACUCUUUUUUAACUUUAUUCAUCUUUCAGUCUCUUAAUUGUGAUUUUUUUUUGGAGGGGGUAAGGCAGGGCAAUUGGGGUUAAGUGACUUGUCCAAGGUCACACCGCUAGUAAGUGUGUCAAGUGUCUGAGGCCGGAUUUGAACUCAGGUCCUUCUAACUCCAGGGCCGGUGCACUGCACCCCCUAGCUUCCCCCUUAAUUGUGAUUUAUUCAGGCAAUAUGUUCAUUUUGGUAGCUUGGAACUUACCUGCCUAUGAGUGGAUAUCAGAUAUUUUCUAGGUCACAUUGAUAAAAAGAAAUCUCAUGUAGUUCCAACGUUUUUUUUUAAUCAGUAUCUUCUGUACUUGAUUUUAUUACCUAAAUAGCCCCUUAGUAUGCAAAUUCUGUGCCUUACUAUUUGAACAUGAAAAGUUAAAGGUGUGCAGAUGGAUUUGAUUGCAAAAAAAUUUUAAAUUCUAUACAACAAAAACAUAGUAUAAAAAGAAAAAUAAGUUUGUAUAAAAAUAUCCAGCAAAUAUAAUAGAACUUAAAAUCUAAAAUUUAUGAAGAAUGUAUACAAAUAAAGCAUUACUCAUUUAUUACUGGAUAAAUAGUGGAAGAGUUAUGAAUAGGCAGUGUACAAAAGAGGAAAAGCAUAGACAUUUUUAAAAUGACAAACUGAAUCACUAAAAAAUCUUCAACCUUAGUAAGCAUAAAUUAAAACAACUUUGAAAUACCAUUUCAUGUUUGAUCACACUGACGUAAAUAACUGAAAUGACAAAACUCAGUAGUAGAUAGUUCCUAGAAAAAUAAGUAUGCCCAUACAUUGCCAGAAGAUUUAGUUUGUAGAGGGCAAUAAAAUAUACACAAAAAAGUGAGAAAUUUUUAUACUUUCACUCAAUAUUAUCUCAUUGCUAGUAGUAGGUCCUCAGGUAACAGAUAUACAAUACAUCAUUGGGCUCAUUAGAAGCCUCUCCAGCUUUGUAUAGGACCUGCCUUAUAUUUAGUUGACAUAACCUUUCAGAACAUAAAGUCACCUCUACCCCAGGAUGAGGCAUCAGAGGAAAACUUUAGUGGGGACUAUAUAUAUAUAAUUAUAAUUCCUUAUUACUUAACCAACAUAUCAUUUCUCUUCUUGAAAGAUCACUUGUGAAGAUUGUGGGAAGGUGGCCAUGUGAUAGGAUCUAGAAAAGCCCAGCUCCCCCUACGAAAACCCAAGUAAAGUUCUAAAAACACCCCAGAAGGAAUAAUGAAAAACAAAGCCAGAAAUUUAGCUAUAAAACUCUCUUCCAUCUAGUAUAGGGCUAUAUCAAAAGACUAAUCUCAUUAGGAUAAGCCAUAGUAGAUGACAGCAGCCAGACCCGGCAACAGGAGACAAUUGGAGAGCAAUGCCCAGCAAAGGGUAACCCCAGAGAGCCUCAGGCACAAAAGGAAGUCAGACCAUAGGAGUACUGGGUUCAGGUGACCCCAGAGACCAGCAGGAGAUGGAGGGGCUUAGAACAGUGCUAAACAUGGGAGUAACCCUAGAGUUCCAGCAGCAGCAAGAAACAGCCAGAUCGGGAUCCAGGCAAACUUACCUGACACAUCCAAGCAGCCUGUGCAAAAUGCCUAUCUAGCAUCCAGGUAGCUUGGCCCUGAACCACAAUAGCAGACAAGGAUAGACAGUUCCUACGAAAUGUAGGCCCUAUUCUUAGCCACUGCACUUAGGAGCAAGCAGGACCUGCCUACAGCAUCCAGAAGGAUGGCACAUUCAUUGAUGCCCUGUUGAUGGAACUAUGAAUUGACUCAGCUAUUCUACAAGGCAAUUUCCAAAAUGUGCAACCCCUUUUACAAUACAGCUGCUAGAUCUAAAUCCCAGAGCAAUCAAAUAAAAAAUGAAAGGUCCUAUCUGCCUGUCUAUUCAUAGCAACUUUUUGUGUUAUCAUGGUGAAAACUAAGAUAUCAGUCAAUUAGAGAAUGAUUGAACAAAUUAUGACAUAUAAAUGUAAUGAAAUAUUAUUUUACUGAAGGCAAUGAUGAAAGAGACAGUUUCAGAGAAACUUGGUAAAACUUGAAUGAACUGAUGCAGAGUAAAGGGAGCAGAACCAGAAUAAUUUAUAUAAUAACAAUAGUGUAAAGACAACUUUGAAGUCCUUAAGAACUCUAAUCAUUUCAGUGGCCACAGAGAUUCUAAGAGAGCACUAAAUAGUCAUAUUUCUACCACCUGGUAGAGAUGGGAGGACCUCAAGAAGCAGAACAAGAUACACAUUUUUGGAACCUCUUUUGCUUAACUGUGCAUGUUUGUUUCAGGGGUUUUGUUUUUCUCUUUUUUCAAUGAUGUUUAGGAGUUGGAGGGAGAGAAAAUGAAUGCUUGUUAAUUG